Photinus pyralis (common eastern firefly) is the source of this 573-nucleotide messenger RNA. RefSeq lists its product as uncharacterized. The transcript has 4 exons. The record is from RefSeq and is a predicted model, not a curated record. NCBI's taxonomy places the organism in Eukaryota, Metazoa, Arthropoda, Insecta, Coleoptera, Lampyridae. Bases 1 to 573 code for a protein of 190 amino acids.
AUGUAUGUGACUCAGUGUAACUCUGGUCAUAAUAUUAAUUUUAUGACCGCUUUAAGAAAGAUUAAUUCAGAUUUUAACCAACUAUAUGAUGGUAAAGGUCUUAAGCUUUUUAUGAAUUGGGACCAGUUUUUUGCAAAAAUACAAGAAGUUAAGAAGACAGGAAAUAAAGACAAAACAGUAGCAAAAUUACUCGAAUUACGGGAAAACAUUAAAAAUCAAGAUUCCAAAUUUUUAAUUGAAUUAAAAACGAUCGCGCUUCUAAUUCCAUCUAAAGGUCGUUUUGUUUUAAAGAAUUCUAAACACUGGAAGUUUUCAACACAAGAAACUGUUGAAGGAAUUGUUGUUGAAGCUAAGACUGCCGGAGAUAUAGACGAAGUAAUAAGAAUUCAAAAAGAAAAAGCCCUAGCUCAUCAACAAACUGUGCAGCCGUACAUAAUUUAUGUAGGAAGCAUUGAAGAUCCUCGAGCCUUCUAUAUAGUAAUAGACACUAUUUAUUUACACUUUGAUAAUCCUAUAAAGGCGUUUGAUAUUUUAUUUAAAAUUUUUCAUAUAAUGAAUGCGAAAUACCCAUAA